Trichoderma reesei QM6a is the source of this 4401-nucleotide messenger RNA. RefSeq lists its product as uncharacterized. Gene Ontology annotation, molecular function: histone H3K9 demethylase activity; histone H3K36 demethylase activity. Gene Ontology annotation, cellular component: nucleus. NCBI's taxonomy places the organism in Eukaryota, Fungi, Ascomycota, Sordariomycetes, Hypocreales, Hypocreaceae. The transcript has 6 exons. Bases 1 to 4401 code for a protein of 1466 amino acids. The record is from RefSeq and is a predicted model, not a curated record. Gene Ontology annotation, biological process: chromatin remodeling.
AUGUCAGCCGUCGCCAUCGCAGAGCCGUCCGAGGCGCUGAAGGAGCCGCAGCAGCAGCAGCAGGCCGACAACCACAUCGACGAGCCCGCCAAACAGCCCGCCUUCCUGCACUCGCCGCCCGAUAGCAACGAUGCCGGCAAGUCGGAGUCGAGCGACUCGGAGCUGAGCGACCUGGACGACGAGCCGCCGAUCGAGGAUGCGCCGACGCUGCCCCCGGAUCUCGGCCAUCAGCUCGACGACGACAUUGGCGAUGUCGUGCCGGACCAUUGGUCGUCUGGCAACGUGCCCGUCUUCCGGCCGACCAUGGACCAGUUUAGGGACUUCCGCCGCUUCAUGACAAAGGUCGACAGCUAUGGAAUGAAGUCUGGGAUCAUCAAGGUCAUCCCGCCGGCCGAGUGGUUGGAUGCACAGCCACCCCUCGACGAUCUCGUAAAGCAGAUCCGAGUCCGCGAGCCAAUCAAGCAGGACAUCAUGGGGUCCAACGGCACUUACCGCCAAGUCAACAUCCUCCACGGACGAUCCUACAACAUCCCGCAAUGGAGGCAGCUCUGCGAGCAGAGCGAGCAUCAGCCUCCCGCCAGGCGUGGAGAGAGGCGCGCCAAUGCGGACAAGCCCAAGCCCGCGCGGCGCCCUGCUGCCCCCAAACCUGCCAACACUACGACCACCACCCCGAGGACUCGCGGAAGAGGGCGGCCUCCCAAAAACAGGGCGAAGCAGAAAAAGGAUGAGGAGAGCCGGCCCAUGACGCCUGUCUCGCCAAAGGUCGAGGCCGACGGCGCAGGAGAUGAAGUGGUGGACUCCAUCGAGAAGGAGCUGGGCACCGAGGUGGACGACGAGGACGAUUCUCAACCGACCGUCCGAAGAAUGGGUGGUGUUCGGCCCGCCAAAGCAAAGAUUCAGUCUACCUCGGCGCGCCGCAAGUACAGUCGCCGAGAAGGCUCCGCAGUCAUUGACGAGGCUGCGUUCAAGGAUUUCGACUACCGAAUGGACAUUUCCGAGUACACACCUGAGCGAUGCGAAGAACUGGAGCGUGUGUACUGGAAAACCCUGACGUAUGCACAGCCGCUCUACGGCGCCGAUCUGAUGGGCACGCUGUUCGACGACAGGACCGAGAUUUGGAACCUGAACAAGCUGCCAAACCUCCUGGAUGUCCUUGGCACAAAGGUACCCGGCGUCAACACGGCAUACCUCUAUCUCGGCAUGUGGAAAGCGACCUUUGCGUGGCACCUGGAGGAUGUCGAUCUCUACAGCAUCAACUACUUGCACUUUGGCGCUCCGAAGCAGUGGUACAGCAUUUCACAGGCCGACGCUCGGAAGUUCGAGAAUGCCAUGAAGAGCAUCUGGCCCGCCGAUGCCAAGGCCUGCGACCAGUUUCUCAGACACAAGGCUUUCCUCAUCUCACCGCAGCACUUGCAGCAAAACUACGGCAUCAAGGUCAACAAGGUCGUUUCAUAUCCCGGCGAAUUUGUCGUCACCUAUCCUUACGGAUACCAUUCCGGCUACAACCUAGGAUACAAUUGCGCCGAAGCUGUCAACUUUGCUCUCGACUCCUGGCUCGAGAUGGGAAAAAUUGCCAAAAAGUGCGAGUGUGCUCAAGCACAAGACAGUGUUUGGGUCAAUGUCUACGAGAUCGAGCGAAAACUGCGAGGAGAAGAGACCGAAUACGAAGAGACUGAGGAUGAAGAAGACGACGAAGAUGAGGACGAUGACGAUGAGCUCUCCGGGCUUCCCACUCCUCCUGCGGGCCACGCUGUGAAGUUCAAGGACGCGAGCCGCAAGAGGAAGCGCGGCAGGGCGGAUAAGGGGGGCAAAGCCAAAGUCAAGAAGAUCAGGCUGCGACUCAAAGUCAAGGCCGAGCCGCCCUGUUGCUUGUGCCCCAACGAUGUCCCGAACCUGGAAGUUCUGCCAACCGACGACGGCAGAAAGGCUCAUCGCCUGUGCGCCCUCUACAUUCCCGAGACAUACAUCGACACGGUGGAGGGGAAAGAGAUUGUCUCCAAUGUCGACGCCGUGCACAAGGACCGGCUGGACCUCAAAUGCUUGUUCUGUCGAUCGAAGCGCGGGGCUUGUUUCCAGUGCUCUCAGAAGAAAUGCGCGAGGGCAUAUCACGCAACGUGUGCUGCGGCCGCGGGAGUGUUCACCGAGGAACAAGAGGUUCCCGUUUUUGGUGAAGACGGAACGGAGUACAAAGAGCAAGCCUUUGAGUUCAGCUGCCGCUUCCACCGUAUCAAGCGCGAUAAGAAGCUGGAUGGUGAGGCUCUAGAGGAAGAUGCCCGCAUCCUGAAGGCCGCCGAGGCCCUCCGGAAGGGAGACAUCUGCCAGCUGCAAUAUCACAAGGGUGACAUAUUCGCCGGCCUGGUGGUGGAGAACAGAUCGGAUGAGCGCAUGUUACUCGUCGACGUCCUUCCACAUGGCGACCGAGUCGAGGUUGAAUGGAAAUGGCUUCUGCUCCCAGACCCAGCCGACUACCACCUACCCAAGGCGUCGGCCAACGCCAUCCCUCUCCCAUCUUCACAGAAGGCAAAGGACAAGCUCAAUGCCAAGCGUCAUCAGGGUGAUGACAAGCCGCGCAAGGGCGAUGCCUUCAUCGAGGGAGACUAUACCUGGGCGGAGUUUCACACCAACGAAGCCGCCAACAAGCAGCAGACCAAGGUCGAUCUUAGCAAGCAAGACCAGGUCUGGUAUUAUCUCGGCAAGAACUCGACCGAUGCCAAAGCGCAGUACACCGAAGACCCGACAAAACCACGGCACAACCCCAAGGGCAAUUUCCUGGACACGCUUCCGAAGCCACCCAAGCCCGUGCCUGUGCGCCAAACAUAUCAGCAGAGGGCCUACGGAAUACCUGGCCCAUACAAUCACCCGGGUGCUUUUGCAGGCCACAUGACGAUGCCGAUGAAUGGUGCGGGCGUGGAGAGGCCAUACGUCUACCAGCCAAGGACCCCUGUGGGAUACAACCACGCACUUCCCGGCACAUACUCCUUCCAAGGAACUACGGCUCCUCCUCCUCCCACCUUCCAGCAGUAUCAGCCCUACACAGUGCAGCGGUUUGACCGCAUCAUCGGGCCAAAUGAGAUGCCUCGAGCUCACGUGCCACCGCCGCCGCCGCCGCCUCCUGCUCCCCCGCAGCAGCAGCAGCAGCAGCAGCCACAUUCACCAGCUUUCCCAACGACCUGGGCGGCAGGGCCCCCAGGAGCUUACCCAGGCCACAGGGGUGCUCCAUCCACACACAACUCGCAACAAUACAGCAAGCCAACUUGGCAGGUUCAUUCCUCGGUGUAUCAGAAGUACCCUUUCUUCCAAGUUAAUCACAACAGGCAAGCAACCAGAUACCGAACACCGUAUAUGCCAUGGGGAGGGUUCACCAACGGGUACGAGGGCGAUCUGAGAGCACACCUGCUAGCAAAUAGACACGACGCUCUCCGACGGGCAUCCUCGACGGCAAUGCCCUCAGGCGGCUCCUCGGGACCGUACCAGGCGCAUCCCGCUGCAGCUGUACCAUAUAAUGGCCCAACGGCUUCAGCAGGACAGCAGACAGGGCCGCUGGCGCAGCAGUCGAGCUCAGGGCUCCCUGCACCAAUUCUUGGAACUGCCAGCCACCAGUACCAUCCGGCGAUCAAAGCACAGUACAGGAAUAUGAUCCAGCAACAGCCGGCUCAGCCACCACAGCCCAGCCAGCAGCAGCCCAGCCAGCAGCACCCGGCACAGCAGUACCCGGCACAGCAACAGCCUCAACAGCCUAGCAAGCCCAAGCCAACCCCUGCCCCCAAGUCGUACAAGGUUCCAGCUAAACAAUCCCCAGUGCCCCUACCAGCAAACUUCCUGGCCGCCAUGACCUCUUCUCCCAGUGCUACCGCACCCUCCUCAGCCAAGCACUCGCCUCUUCGGCAGGUAAGCCCCGCGGCCGCCUCUCCCACCACAAAAGCAGCCGUGGCAUCCUCUGCGCCAUCUUCUCAAGAAACGGGAACCUCCACUGGCCCCACGGCAAAGCCUGCCCAACAAGCUCCAAGGAUAUCAACAACGCCAGUGCCGCUCCCCAAGUUUGCAAUGUCAUACCAAGGAAAUGCGGUGGUGCCUCCGGCGUCACCAGCUGGAGUCACAACGCCGAACUUGUCGCAGCCUGCACAAUCAGCCCCUUUGGCACAGCAAGGCCAAGGUGCCGUUGCGCCCCAGAGGCCGGCAGAUACUCUUCGACAAGCCACAAUCUCAGUCAACGAGGCUGCAAGUCAUACUACCCAAAACGCGCACUUGGACAAACAUACUUCUACAGCUUCGAUGCCAACUUUCACGCCGUUACAGCAGCCUGAGGGAUUCCCAGAUGUCCCGGGUUGCGAAUCUAUGGAAUUUGUCGAACGGAUGAUGGAGAAUCUGAGAAAGGCAUCCCAGCGGCAGAGAACAGGCUGA